AUGGAUGAAACACCUUCGAAAACGCGUCUUCAGAAGAAGAAACAAAAGAAAUCAGAAGCCGAUGAUGAACCAGAAGCCGGAAAUCCCCAAAAGAAGAACAAAUCUAAGAACAAAAACGUUUCUGAUGAAAAAGGAGAAAGUGAUAGUGACCGACCACUGGUGAAGAUGAAAAAGAAGGCAAAGAAAGAUGAUGUGAAGAGAAAGGAAGUCUCUGUGUUAACAUCAUUGUUAACUGCUAAUGAUGAUAACCUAGAAGAGGGAAAAGCGGAAACUGAUGGUGAACAGCAGCAAAAGGAGACGAGAACCAACGUAAAGCCUGGCGCUGCCAAGAAGAAAAAGAAAGUCUCUGAUCCUGAAGAAACCACCCCAUCAAGGAAUUCGCAGAUAUUGAAAGAUAAGGAAUCACCUAGUUCACCUAAGCCUGAAGCAGAAAAGAAAACAAAGACUAAAAAGAAAGCUGCACCAAUGGAAAUUUUGGGUGAUGAUGAUACAGAGAAUGAAGAUGAUAACACAGAUGAUGAGAAGGAAGUAUAUGAUGACAAGGAUGUAGAUGAUGAGAAGGAAGUAGAUGUUAGGAAAGUUGUUGAUCAGAAGAAGAAAAGAAAAAGACAUGAACCCAAACAAUCAGAAGACUUGAAAAAGAUGAAGAAGAAGAAGCAAUCUGAAACAUCUGAAAGUGAAAGGGAAGAAGAAGAAUCUAAUAAGCAAUGUGUUUUCUAUAAACAAGUAAAACCCAAAUCUGCAGUUCAAGCUAACAUGAUGAAUGUGUGUCCGUUUGGGAAAUUCUAUAAUUGGUUAUAUGCUGCAAACAUGGCGUAUUUGGAUGAAUAUCUUCUUAGUUAUUAUUUUUCGCAGCUUUGGUUGGCUGAAGACUCCAACAUAUAUGAGAUAUCAUCCAACAUCGUCAAGCUCAAUUAUGAAUGCAGGAGCAGUGAUGCAUUGUUUAGAAAUGAAAAAGUGUUAAUCAAGUUCCAUGAGAACUUUAGAGAUGAGUACAUUGCAAUGGAGUUAGAACUCUGUGAACCAAGAGAACCAAGGUAA
Molecule: messenger RNA, 1041 nt
Organism: Papaver somniferum (opium poppy)
Lineage: Eukaryota; Viridiplantae; Streptophyta; Magnoliopsida; Ranunculales; Papaveraceae
Exons: 11
Coding region: 1-1041 (346 amino acids)
Source: RefSeq, a predicted model, not a curated record